Molecule: messenger RNA, 393 nt
Organism: Arctia plantaginis
Lineage: Eukaryota; Metazoa; Arthropoda; Insecta; Lepidoptera; Erebidae
Source: the annotation of a GenBank genome assembly
AUGAAUGAACUUGGUUCAAGUAUGCCGGAAACAAAGAAAGUCGGUGUAUGGGCUGAAGGCACACACAUCGAAGCAAAAGAAUUUAUGAUUCCCAAGAAAUCACCAGAUUCUAGUGAUGAUAUACCAACUAUACCAGACUUAGACGAUCUACAAGAUAUAUUAGAGAAGGAAAUAUCUGUCCCUCCAGUAACUGAUCUCAAAGACAAAGAAACCGUCAGUGCUUUGUCAGAAGUAGGCGGAGGUAUAUCUGGCACAGCGGAUAGCAUUGAAUCAGUGUUAGAAGUGUUGAACUCAUACAUACCUGAAGAAGAAAUGGAUUCGGCAGACACCGUGUGGACAGUCGACUCCCUACUGCAAGAGUUAGGCGAGGAUACGCAGGAACCAGCAUUGUAG